Candida albicans SC5314 is the source of this 1530-nucleotide messenger RNA. RefSeq lists its product as uncharacterized. Bases 1 to 1530 code for a protein of 509 amino acids. Gene Ontology annotation, molecular function: protein binding. NCBI's taxonomy places the organism in Eukaryota, Fungi, Ascomycota, Pichiomycetes, Serinales, Debaryomycetaceae. The record is from RefSeq and is a predicted model, not a curated record. The transcript is spliced from 2 exons.
AUGAAUAUUCUUCUUGCAGACCAUCAAAGAAGGAGUAUAAGAGUUGUCAAAUUAUCGAAAAGGUCUAGCGAGACAUUGGACAUUGACAUAAAGGGGGAGAUAUGCCGACCAACUACCACUUUGCCGAACAACCACGUAACAAAAAUACUCACGUUCAAGUUCCAGAACAAUUUCCAUUUGGUCAUAUUGAGAAGCAAUGGCUCAAUUCAAUUGUACACCAAAACUGCAAACUCAAAAUACUACACUUUAUUCAAGGAUUGGAAGAAUAAUCUAAUGAACAGCCACACCGACAUGAUUGUUGCUCUUGAUGUGUUGAACAAUCAGUAUCUUUAUAGCUGUUCACGAGAUGGAAAAUUGAUUAUAAGAGAUUUGAUAAAUGACGACGCCGAUAAAAGUUAUGAAGUGUUCAUGCUCAUGGAUGGUAUCGGUAAGAUUGAUUUAAAGUUGGAUAAAUUUACAAACACAAUUUCGGUUGCUACAUGUGGGAAAAAUAGUGACCUUAGAUUGUAUACAAUUGACUUGGAGCUAGACAAUGCAAGUAAGGGAAAUUCAAAAGAUCCUGAUCAAUCGGAUUUGACAUAUGUACAAAGUUUCAGAAAUAGACCACUUAGAAGAUCUUUCACGACUUUGAGUUUGGAGGCUCCCUUUUUGUCAGCCGUCAUACCACCACCGCGGAAUACCGAGAGGCGACAUUCAAAAGUAUUGACGCCGUAUUGGCAGUCGAUUACACCAUUGUAUGAAUAUGUUUACAAUCUGGAUCCCACAGACCAAAUUUCUCAAUGGAUGUCUAGUGUAUGUUUUGUUAAAGGAAAUGACUACAUAAUCUGCGGGAGUCAAAUGGGAGAGCUAAUAAUUUACAAUCCCGUCAAAGAUAUCUCACCAGUGUUCAAGAAACGGAUUUCUCAGUUUUCCAUUCAAAAUAUUGAACAAAUCGACAGUGAUUUGAUAAUUUUUAGCGAUUCCAUGAGUAGAAUCAUUAUUUUUCUGAUAAGCAAACGGAAGAUUGUAUUACAAUUCCUGCAAUUGGAUUUUGGUCCAUUUCUUCAUCUAAAAUACAUCUUGCCACAUGCUUUUAGAAGAAAAACUAAUGAUCAGGUGGUUACUUUUGAUGAUAUCUACGUGUUGAGUACAACUAUAGAUCAGCGGUUAGUUGUUUAUAAAUUGACAGAUAGUGGUUCCAGUGAACUAUUGUUGUCAGCCAAAAUAUUGAAAGGAAUGAUAUUUUCAGCAACGUUAUUGCAGUCGGUGUCUGAGUAUGAUCAAUUCAGGAAUUUGUUUGGCGGUGACGACGAAGGGCCAAGUGCUCCUACAAUUAUUAAAAAGCGAAAGCUUUCAUCAAACUCAUAUGCUUUGAUGACAAACAACAAUGGUCUGGGGCAUAGUCAGAAGAGUAAGAUGUCUUUUAUUGAAACGCAGGAUAAUACGCUAGCGAACACGAGCUCGUCGUCUUCUCAAACUGAAUCGGAGGAUGAUAAUGGUGAGAGUUUUGAGUACACAAAUGUGGAGAAACACAAAGAAGCAACUAAGUGA